GAAAAGCAAGAUAGUUUCGUAAUCUAGGUUUGCUACGAAAUAUCUUUCCGUACUGCUCUCAGUUCUCUCUCCGAAUGGCUAUGACAAACUCAGCUCCUCCUCCCUAUGUCCGCUCGCGGCGUCAUUCCGUUGCGGUUUAGGGUUCUAAAGCUCUCCCUCUCUCUCUGAUUAUACUAUUUUCACGAGGUCACUGCAUGGAGGGAUACCGAGUGCAUUCGAAAGAAUUGAUGCAAUGAUAUUUGCAGUGAUAUUUAUCCUUCCACAAGUGCAACGUGGGAUAUUUGCACAUAUUAAUGGACCUUUGUCGUGUCGUUUUAGUGGAGAUUGCUCCAAAUGCUUUUGAGAUAGCCUCAUAAGACCUGCUCCAUGGUUCAAAAACUGGAAAAGAAUACAUCAACAUUCAAAAUAACUCUUAUUGAAGUUGUUGAUGCUCAAAGUUCACUGCUGUGGAGUGGAAAGUUUGGAACAAAAGAUUCAUUUUAAAGCCCGGUGGACAUUGAUCUUUAAGAGUGAUUAUUUGUUGAUCAAAAUCAAGAUUUGAUCUGUAGAUCUACAUCAAAUAUCAGUAGAUAAAAUCUAUACAAAAAGUGUUUGGACUUAAGAAUGGCUGUGUUCCUAAAUUUGUGAUUUCGGCCAACUACAACCACACCGAAAACAAAGUCAUCUUCAUUGAAUUUAAGAGUACUAGUUAACUAUCAGGUAGAUGGUGGGGUUGAUGACAGGUACUGUUGUAACGGAUAUUAUUCGUGAACUUUGAGAAGUCAUUGCAAAAAGAAGAUACUUUGGGGGAACACUUAUAAAAAAAGAAGAAGAUACUUUGGGGGAAUCUUGUGAUUGUACCUGGUUCUACUAAAAGGAGGUGGUGAGGAUUUUUUCUGGGAGAGAUGAGUGGAAGCAGCAGAAGACGUAGUUCUAAGUGGGAUUUGAGAGAAGAAGAGCGUCACUUUGAAUCUGAAAAUGUACAAGAUGAUUCUUGGCCCGGAAAAGCUGGUACUUAUCAUGAUAAAGAAUUGGAAACUGGAUGGCUCUCUCCAGGGGUUGCUGGCAAUAAUAAUUCAAAAUGGUCUGACGUGGAGGCAAAUGAUUUGCUAAAAUCAAAGCGUGAUGCAGGAUUGGCAUCAGGUGAACCUCUGCCGAGAAGCAGAGGCUCAAUUAAGGAUCAUAGCUACAAUAGGGGCCGCAACAGAAAUCUGGAAUCCAAUGUGGCCUGGGAUGGAGAUGGGAGUUACAGCACGAGAAUGUCUCCUGGUCUUGACGAGUGGAGAGGACCAAGCCACAGUCCCUCCCCUAAAAAUGUUUGGAGCAGGUCACUCAGAGGUAGGAGUAGAAGCAGGAGCAGGAGCAGGAGCAGGAGCAGGAGCAGGAGCCUAAGCAGGAGCAGGAGCCCUGUUCGUGGCAUCAGACGGGAAUCAGGAUUCCAUGACAGAAGUAGAAGCAGAGGAGCGUCAACUCAAUUAUGUAGAGAUUUUACUGCUGGGAGAUGUAGGAGAGGCAAUCAUUGCCAUUUUCUUCACCAGGGUAAUCAACAUCAUGAGGAUAACUGGGAGAGUAGACACAGGAAAGAUGGGGAUUCAAAAUAUUCCACUACUCAUGAUACUAGGGACUACACAUCAAGAAUUGGAAGAUCCACUCCGUAUUGUACUGAUUUUGUGAGAGGAAAGUGUCGGCGGGGGGCAUCUUGUAGGUAUGCUCACGAUGGUGCUUCUGAUAGUUUUGAUAAAGUGUCUGGAAAUGAUGCCAUCAGAGAAAGGGAAAAUCGUAGAAAUAGAGAUGCAUCUUUUGAGCGAGGCGGUGAGCCUGAACACCGCAGGGGUGGUGAUGUUCCUUGUAAAUUUUUCGCUGCAGGAAAUUGUCGUAAUGGUAAAUAUUGUCGGUUUUCUCAUCACAGUCAAGCUGACUUAAGUCCUGAUGGAAGGUCACGAGGUGAUAGGUGGGGGCUGGGUCGCAAUUCAGAUGAUGUGGACCGGUUAUGGGAUGGCCCAAAAUUGAGUGAAUGGAGCAAUACGGUUACUGUCUCAGACACUACAAAGAGUGAGGACAAAAGUGGAAAGUUGGGUGCCCCGGUAGCAAGGCUCCCUCGUUGGUCAAUCGAUGAUACUAGAUGGGGCCAUGGUAUGGACAAAGAGAAGAAAAGUUGUGGCGACCCGGCAGUUGAUAAAGCAGUUGAGAACAAUGAGAAGGCUGGCCACCUGUGGAUGGAGGAAAAUGCUGGUGCUAGCAUCGGUAUUUCUGAAUCGAGAGGUGCUGAGAAAUGGCUUGGUGAUAUGGACAUGUCUCCUGAUUGGAAUUAUGGAGUGCAGUCUGCAAACCAUGCUGUGAAAGAGGAGCAUGGUCAAAUUACUCAGGCUCCACAAUCUCUUGGUUCUUAUGAUCCUUCUUUGAUGGCUCGGGGACAGGAUAUAACUAAAGAGGCUUCGGUUCAGUUUCAUGGUGCUGCUGCAACUGUGCAACCGAUCAUAAAUGAAAAAUCUUAUUUCAAACAGAACCACAAUUUGAUGGGGGAUGGUGCCAAUGUAGUAUCAUGUGACGAUAAGAUUGCUGUUGAAAAAACUGUUAGUUCAAGUGCUGAUCUAAACGUUUCUGCCAAUAUCAUGCCAGGACAAUGCUUCAACCAAAAUGGCCGGAGUUUGAGCUCCUUACCUCUUUCAAAUAUGAUUGUAGUUGGACAAAAUCAAGUGGUGACACCCAAUGCCCCUUUAAGAGGAGGUAGUGGAACAAUAAAAUAUCAACAAAAUCUAGCAUUCUCUUCAGAGGGAAAACCUCUCAUCCAACCAGAUAUUGGUGAUGAUAGUGCAUUACAAGUAAAUCCUGGAAUUCCUCCAAGUCAGAAUGUGGUAAGCGGUGAACAGCUCACCAAACUUACCAACCUUUCAGCUUCUCUGGCUCAGUUCUUUGGUGAUAGAAAGCAGCUUCCACAACUUUAUGCUGCUCUAAACUCCCAUAAUUCAUCGGAUAUUUCUUCCUUUACCAACCCUGAAGUGCCUCUUCAGCCAGUUUUGGCGGCACACGUUCAGACAGAUCAAGCCAUCAGAUCCCAGCAAUAUGAUCCUAUAUGUGAUGGCGUGGAAUCUAAGAAGCCUGGCUCUAGUAACAAUCCUCCAGGUCUUAAAUCAAAUUCAUUGGGACCAAAAAGUGCUGUAGAUGGAAAACCAGAACUACCAUUGAAAAACUUAUCCCCAUCAUCUUUUCCGGUUGGGCCUAAUGACACUGAUUUGCCUAGGACAGGCAGUUCAGAAGAACCAAAUCAGAAGAGCCAACAGUCGAAUAAGCUGGAUACUGGUGCACAUGGUGAGGCUAUGGAAAACAAUGGAGGGGGGACUGAGGAAAGGAAGCAAGCCCAAGAGGAGAACCAAAAGGAACAAGAAGAUUGCCCUUCAGGGAAUGCAGAUGGAGAUGCUGGGGAGGAUGAGGGCAAGAAAAGCAAAGAUGCGAAGGGUAUUCGAGCAUUUAAAUUUGCACUUGUGGAGUUUGUUAAGGAACUUCUGAAACCCACGUGGAAGGAAGGUCAAAUCAGCAAAGAUGCUUACAAAACUAUAGUAAAGAAGGUGGUCGACAAAGUGACUGGUGGGCAGGGUGCUAAUAUUCCUCAGACACAAGAGAGAAUUGAUCAUUAUCUGUCAUCUUCAAAACCAAAGCUUACUAAAUUAGUGCAGGCAUACGUGGAAAAAACUCAGAAGGGCUAAAUGAAGCAUAGAAUUUCAUUGUUUAUUUUGUUCAUUUUCUUUAUGUCAUACACCAGGUGGUUUAUGAUAUUCCUUUUGUACUACAGCCUCUAGAAAUAUUAUUUUUCCCCUUCAUGUUGAUGUGAUUCAGUUGCUGAUAAGCUAACCUUUUAACUCAUGCUUGUAAAUAUACCCGAGUAUUUUUUUUUUUAGACUUGUGGUUUAACUAUUCAGUGUGAUUUUGGGGAUUUUUGGCUGGUAA
This is a messenger RNA of Juglans regia (Persian walnut), 3924 nucleotides long. Its product is annotated as zinc finger CCCH domain-containing protein 38. The record is from RefSeq and is a predicted model, not a curated record. The coding region runs from base 885 to 3683 and encodes 932 amino acids. Gene Ontology annotation, molecular function: metal ion binding. The transcript is spliced from 5 exons. NCBI's taxonomy places the organism in Eukaryota, Viridiplantae, Streptophyta, Magnoliopsida, Fagales, Juglandaceae.